Symbiodinium sp. CCMP2592 is the source of this 1329-nucleotide messenger RNA. NCBI's taxonomy places the organism in Eukaryota, Dinophyceae, Suessiales, Symbiodiniaceae. The record is from the annotation of a GenBank genome assembly.
AUGGACCAGGUCGCAUUUCUGCACAGCUGCAGUCUUCUUUGCCUAGCCGUUGCUCUAGCAGCAAGUUGUUUUACGUGCCUAUCGGGAAAUCGCCCGAACAGCGGCACGAGUGCAGUGGUUGUGACAUCAUGCCUGUUGUCCUGCUCGGUGAUGUGGAGUUUCCCGUAUUAUGUUGUCUUUGGCAUCACGGUGGCAACAGUGGGAAUUUCCUUGUCUUCUUUGCAUAGUUCACUUCAAAGUCUCUUCCAUCAGAAAGAAGCCACCACUAUGCCCGCCGCGACCUUGCUGUGGAAAGUGGUGUGUGCCAUGCUGAAGCGUGGUGAGCUCGGUCAGGCCAUAGUCUGCUUGAUAUGGGGCGUGCACUGCUUCAUCACACACGUGUUGCUGGAGUUGGAGGAUCUCGUUCUUGAUCUCGCGCCGCAGUGGCAGGGAGAGGUAUUUGUGAUAUUGGGUCAUCCUCGAAGUGCCUCAACGCAUGUGCAUCAUAUGCUCAGCCAGACGCUGCCAAGCAGUGCGUCGCUGAGUUUCUAUGAUGUCCUCUUCCCUUCCCUCAUCCAGUGGUAUUGUAUGCAGCCGUUCAAGCCUUUGGUCGACAUCUUCCUCAGCCUCCUCGACUCGCCACAGCACCGAAUCGCUGUGGAUGAGGUUGCUGAAGAACAGCAAUGGCUGCUGUUGAAGUUCAAGGACAUUUUGUUGCCCAUGCUCUUUCCAGCGAUGGUGGAUGACCCCGAGCUGUUCCGCGCAUCCUGCGACUACACCGAAGCAGACAUGAUGUUCAUCAAGGGGUGCAUGAGACGCCUUUUGAUCCGCAAGCCACAGAGCAAGCUCUACAUCGCUCGCAUGCUCACUUUCUCACCAUGGCCGGAGUACGUCACAACAGCGUUCCCCGAUGCCAAGUUCAUUGUCUGCCUGAGAGAAACUGAGGAGUGUUUACGAUCUUUCGUAAGCCUCGCAGCUGUUCACUCGGGAGGCAACCCGAACACACCGCUCUGCAAGAAGUGGGCUCAGAACUGUGCCGACACGCUCACGAAAGGCACAGUUCGAGGCCUGCAGCGCCUUGUGGAUGGCCAGGUGCCAGCCGAAUCGGUGAUGCAGGUGAACUUCAAAAGCUGGAAGGCCGAGACUCGCGCCUCGCUGAUCUGGUUGCUGAAAGAGUUGGGGAUGCACGAAGAACUGAAGGCCGUCGAGGGAUCAGAGGAAGUGAAGGUGGAGCGCCGCGAACAGCACAAGAGCAGCCCGGAUGUGACCGAUUGUCUCGAAGGAGUUGACAUAGCCAAUUGGGCCAUCGACGAAAUGAACUCCAUGAUAGAGAAGCUGAAAGUAUUCUGA